AUGGCCGAGGACGCGGAGGACACGAAUCCCCCGCACCAGCAGGAGGAGGUAGGACAAUCGCCGGACGCGGGCUCGACAGACGGCUCUGAGAAGAGCGUGAAUAGCGUGGCGGUGGGAGAGGAGGAAGAGGAGGAAGAGCAGGAUACGCCGUCGUCGUCGCGGAUGUCGUCUGAGAUGUCGAAGGAGGACGCGUCGAAGAGUGGUAGUAGUAAAGAGGAGCAAGGCGAGCUUGCGGAGAAACUUGCGGCGCUGACGCUCGAGCAUGAAAAGGAGAAGAAGAAGAGUGAGGAGGAGAAGAAGGAGUUGCUGGCAAAAGUUGAGGCGGCGGAGAAGGCGAAGAGCGAGGCCGAGGUGCAGUAUAAGAACUUGCUCGGCAAGGUCUCACAUAUUCGAAGCACGCUCGGUGACCGAUUGAAGAGUGAUUCUGUGGAAAUUGCGCGACAAAAAACAAACAUCGAAUACCUCGAGCAGAAGAACAAGGCGCUUUCGGAGACAAUCACGACUCUGCAGCAAGAAGUCAUCACAGCAUCCGAGGAAGCCGAUAAGCUUUCCAAAGAACUCGCCGGAGUCCGGCAAAGCUCUCUUGCCUCUCAAGAUCUUCUCGCGCGCGAGCGCGACGAGCUCGUCGCUCGGGAGAAGAAGUUGCAGACGCAGCUUACGGAAGCGGAGCGCGCGGCUGAGGAUUGGAAGUUGAUUGCGCAGGAGGAGAAGACGAUGCGGAUAGCGACUGUUGAGCGAGCGGCGGAGUUGGAGGAGGAAUACCAGAGUCUGAAAAGCGAGCACGACACUGUUUUGAAGGAGCGCGACGAUAUGGCGAAUAACGUGAUCAGUCUACGGCAGGCGAUCGAGGUCAUGCAGGUUGAGCGGAAUAACGAGCUGCAUGACUUGGUUGAGAAAAUGCAGGCGCAGAUCGAUGCGCUUACGGAGGAGAAGGUUGCGUUGAGUGAGGAGGUGCAGGGUUUGAAGACGGAAAUCACGAGUACGAAGGAGGAUCUCGAGAGGAUGAGGCCGUUUGAGAAGGAAGUCAAGGAGAAGACAUUGCUGAUUGGUAAACUUCGACAUGAGGCUGUCAUUCUGAACGAGCAUCUGACAAAGGCCUUGAGACUCCUGAAAAAGGGCGAGCCAGACGAGAACGUCAACCGACAACUCAUCACAAACCUUCUCCUUUCGUUUCUUAGUCUACCCCGGAGCGACACGAAGCGGUUUGAAGUGCUGCAGCUUAUAGCAGCCUGUCUCUCGUGGAAUGACGAUCAAAAAGCAACAGCAGGCCUGAUACGGCCGGGCACGCAUCCGGGCAGUGCUGUACCCCAGUCUCCUCUUUCUCCAUAA
Myxozyma melibiosi is the source of this 1329-nucleotide messenger RNA. RefSeq lists its product as uncharacterized. Gene Ontology annotation, cellular component: Golgi apparatus. Bases 1 to 1329 code for a protein of 442 amino acids. NCBI's taxonomy places the organism in Eukaryota, Fungi, Ascomycota, Lipomycetes, Lipomycetales, Lipomycetaceae. Gene Ontology annotation, molecular function: small GTPase binding. The transcript is spliced from 5 exons. Gene Ontology annotation, biological process: Golgi organization; endoplasmic reticulum to Golgi vesicle-mediated transport. The record is from RefSeq and is a predicted model, not a curated record.